AUGCAUGUCAGGUAUAAAAGUUCACUGUACAACAUAAAAAUUUGUGUUUACAACGACGUUACAAGUGUGAUUUUUAUAUGGUUGGUCGGUGGGUCUCCUGAAGGCUGGUUAGAAAUGUUAACUAUUAAAGCGUUAAUAUUGACUGCGUAUGUAUACUAUUGUGAAGGAACAUCGAGAGCGGUACUGAACGAUCGACCUAUUAUCGGCGUGUUAUCACAAGAACAAUCUAAACAUCUUCAUUCGAAGUUUCCUGACGAAAACUAUACGAGUUACAUCGCUGCGUCAUACGUGAAGCAUGUUGAAGCCGCGGGAGCACGAGUUGUGCCAAUUCUGAUUGGAAAGAACCGCAAAUAUUAUGAGGAUCUUAUGAAAAAAAUCAAUGGGGUAUUUCUUCCAGGAGGCGCCACAUUCUUCAAUCAGUCGAAUGGAUUUGCCGAUGCUGGACAGCAUAUUUACGAGAUAGCUCAAGGAAUGAAUAGAUCGGGAGACUAUUUCCCAAUUUUUGGCACUUGUUUGGGAUUUGAAUUACUAAUAAUACUCGCAUCUGGAAGAGGGGAGAAGGAAAAUAGAGUCAAAUGCUAUUCGUUUCGGAAUUUAUCGCUCAACUUUACAAAUGAUUUUCGUAGCAGUAAAAUGUUCAAAGAUGCCACUGAAGACAUCAUCAGAAUUCUUGAAACUGAAGAUAUCACUGUCAACGCACACCAAUUUUGUAUACUCGACCAAAAUCUGAAAUCUCAUAACUUGACUAAAGACUGGCGAGUUACGUCACACAGUAAAGACGACAACGGGACAUCGUUUAUAGCAACUAUUGAACACACAAGGUAUCCCUUCUAUGGAGUUCAAUUUCACCCCGAAAAGAUCGCCUACGAAUGGAAGGCAUCUAAAAAUUACCCGCACACAAUGAACGCGUUACACACAAAUCGAUAUUUCAUGGACUUUUUCGUAAGUGAAUGUAGGAAAAAUUACCACCGAUUCCCCAGUACGAAGGAGGAAAAUGAUUACUUAAUAUAUAAGUAUGUACCAGUUUUUACAGGUGAACUUGGGAGUUCGUACCAACAGUGUUAUUUCUUUGAACCUAGAGGUGUUGAUACUAAAUAUAACUUGGAUCUUUUAAAGGAUAAACAUGAUUCGUAUUAUAGAACAGAUUUGUAUUAA
Messenger RNA from Pieris macdunnoughi, 1155 nucleotides. NCBI's taxonomy places the organism in Eukaryota, Metazoa, Arthropoda, Insecta, Lepidoptera, Pieridae. The record is from the annotation of a GenBank genome assembly.